UGUCAAAGCGUGAAUAUGGCGUUACCAUGCACUCUUUCAGCACUGCUUCCAGUGCAAAGCCAACUUGAUUAUGCUUUGAUGGAUGCUAAUAGCAAUGAGGAUAAAGAAAACUUAAUUUAUCAGUAUCUGACGAAGGUAGACAACAGGCAGAAUGAUCGAACAGUUCCUGAGUUUGCAGCAGAUCUGGAGUGGCUGAAUACUGAGAGCUCCCUAACAAUAUUCAAAGACCUCUGUGGAAAAGUUGUGGUACUGGACUUUUUUACUUAUUGCUGUAUCAACUGCAUGCAUGUGCUGCCGGACCUUCACGAGCUGGAACAGAAGUACUCCGAUAAAGAUGGUCUUGUUGUUAUUGGAGUUCAUUCUGCCAAAUUCCCAAAUGAAAAGGUCCUUGACAACAUCCGGAGUGCUGUAUUACGCUAUAAUAUCACCCAUCCUGUAGUAAAUGACGCUAAUGCAAAACUCUGGCAUGAGUUGGACGUGUCCUGCUGGCCAACCCUGGUCAUCCUUGGUCCACGUGGAAACCUGCUUUUUUCUCUGGUUGGAGAGGGGCAUAAAGAAAAACUGCUUUUAUUUACUUCUGUUGCUUUACAGUUUUACAAGGAGAGAGGAGACAUCAAAGAUAACUGCAUCACGGUGAAAUUGUACAAGGAUUCCUUGCCUGCUUCACCUUUGUUGUUUCCUGGGAAAAUAGCUGUGGACAGUUCUAGUGACAAACUAGUGAUAUCAGACAGUGGCCAUCACAGGAUUUUGGUAGUCAAAAACACCGGGCAGAUCCUUCAUGUCAUAGGAGGUCCCAACAGUGGAUGCAGAGAUGGAAACUUUUCUGAAGCAGCCUUCAACUCGCCUCAGGGAGUGGUCUUAAAGAACGAUGUUGUGUAUGUUGCAGACACAGAAAACCACUUGAUCAGAAAGAUUGAUCUGAAGGAGGAGAAAGUGGUUACGGUGGCAGGCAUUGGAAUCCAAGGUAGCGAUAAGGAAGGAGGUGCAGAGGGUUUACUACAGCCGAUCAACUCUCCAUGGGAUCUGGCUAUUGGCAGUUCAGAGGAUUGUGCAGACAGCGUUUUGUGGAUAGCAAUGGCAGGAUCGCACCAGAUAUGGGCUCUCAUGCUACAAGACGCAAAGCUUCCCAAAGGAAGCAGUGAACUGAAGAAAGGAACUUGCAUUCGAUUUGCUGGAUGUGGAAAUGAAGAAAACCGAAAUAAUGCUUAUCCUCAUAAGGCAGGUUUUGCCCAGCCUUCUGGUAUAACUUUAGCUGAAGAGGAGCCCUGGAAGUGCCUGUUCGUAGCAGACAGUGAAAGCAGCACUGUGAGGACACUCUCCCUGAAAGAUGGAGCUGUGAGACACCUCAUUGGAGGAGAGAGAGACCCAAUGAAUUUGUUUGCAUAUGGUGACAUGGAUGGCUCAGGAUUCAGUGCAAAGCUGCAACAUCCUCUUGGAGUAGCUUGGAAUAAUCAAACAAACCUCCUUUAUGUGGUGGAUUCUUAUAACCAUAAGAUUAAAGUAGUCAAUCCUAAAACAAAACACUGUACUACAUUGGCAGGGACAGGUCAUGCUGGCAAUGUGAUUGGCCCUCGUUUUCUGCAGUCAUCUUUUAAUGAGCCUGGGGGCCUUUGUCUUGGAGACAACGGAAGAACGCUAUAUAUAGCUGACACCAACAAUCACCAAAUAAAAGUGUUGGAUAUUGAGACACAGUCUGUGUCUGUGCUUCCAGUCAUGUUUUCAAAUACGUCUGAUGUCGUUGACAGCCCAUAUGUCCCCAGGAAGACAAAUCAGAUGCCUGUUUUGCCCAAGUCUGCACCUACUGUAGUGAUGUCUCCAUGGGCUGUAUGCCCCGGGCAAGCUCUUGAUUUUCAGCUAAGACUGAUCUUUCCUUCAGGAACAAAGCUAACAGAGGGAGCACCCAGUUUCUGGUACCUCUCAGUGGAAGGUCAUGAAUGGCUUUUGCAAGGGCAGAAUACAAGUGGUCAGAUCUUGGACCUUUCUACUCAACCAUCGAUAAGCCUUCAUAUUCCUCUCAACUGUCCCGCCCUUGACCCUGUAUUGCAGAUCGCUGUGUUCCUGUACUACUGUAGCAGUGAAAGCAAUGCCUGCACAAUGAAGGCAGUAUUGUUUCAGCAACCUUUGCAAAUAAGUGAUGCAAAAGAAGCAGAGGUUGCCAAGGUGGAGUUAACCUACUGCUUCUAGUCAGCAUACCAACGUUCCACAGUGCAACUUUCUGUGAUUUGCUGCUUUGCUGUGCUGACUUUGUUCACUUGAAGGACUGCAGUGUCUUCUCUUUAAGUCAUACUGGAAUCACUAAAUUUUACAUAUAAGAAGAGACUUUUGUGCUCUGUUUGCAAACAGAGACUAACCCUGAGCUGAACAUAUACUUGUCUUGUUAUCUUGUAACAUCACAGCAUCAUAGAUUCAUACAUGCACACACACGCGCACACACACACACACACACACACACACACACACACA
Molecule: messenger RNA, 2463 nt
Organism: Protopterus annectens (West African lungfish)
Lineage: Eukaryota; Metazoa; Chordata; Ceratodontiformes; Protopteridae
Gene: NHLRC2
Product: NHL repeat containing 2
Exons: 11
Coding region: 16-2184 (722 amino acids)
Molecular function (GO): protein binding
Source: RefSeq, a predicted model, not a curated record